CCACGACACCUCUUAUACUCCACCACCGCCCCAUCUACACCCGCACCCUCACUCGCACGACCCAGCUGCACAUCUGUCGCUGCAAGUCCCGGCCGCUGUCUGCACACCCGCACGCCCUCCUACCAUCAUGGAUGUCAACCAGGUGUUGGAGGGGACUCUCUCUCCAGAUGCCACGAUUCGCACAAAUGCCGAAUUGCAGCUCACCUCAGCCGCUGAAACUGAUUUUUCCGCCUACCUGACCGUCCUCGCAACUGAGCUCGCCAACGAGCACGCUCAACCUCACAUCCGAAGCGCCGCGGCACUUGCCCUCAAGAACUCCUUUUCCGCGCGAGAGUACACCCGCCUACGUCAGGUCCAGGAACGAUGGCUCAACCAAGUAGACCCCAAUGUGAAGGCCCAGGUCAAGGCCACGGCUUUGAAGACGCUCUCGGCGGGCAACAACCAGGUUGGCGGCCAGACUGCCCAGUUCAUCGCGUCCAUUGCCGCCAUAGAGCUUCCCCGCCAGAUGUGGCCGGAGCUCAUGCAAACGCUGGUCAGCAAUGUUGGGGAAGGCUCCGAUCACCAGAAGCAGGCCUCUCUGACUACAAUUGGCUAUAUCUGCGACACGGACGAUCAAGAUCUUCGGGACAGCCUCGCACAGCACUCCAACGCAAUCCUGACCGCUGUUGUCCAGGGUGCGCGGAAAGAGGAGGCCAACGAAGAGGUCCGGAGCGCGGCCAUCACGGCUCUCAGCGACUCUCUCGAGUUUGUCCGGACCAAUUUCGAGAACGAAGGCGAGCGAAAUUACAUUAUGCAAGUCAUCUGUGAGGCUACGCAAGCCACCGACCCUCGUAUCCAGCAAGGCGCGUACGGCUGCCUCAACAGAAUCAUGAGCCUGUACUACGACAAAAUGCGCUUCUACAUGGAGAAGGCGCUUUUCGGGCUCACAAUUCAAGGCAUGAAGCACGAUGAGGAAGACGUUGCCAAGCUCGCUGUUGAAUUCUGGUGCACCGUCUGCGAAGAAGAAAUCUCUAUCGAGGACGACAAUCAACAAGCCCAAGCGGAAGGCUCCACCGAGUUAAGGGAGUAUUUCAACUUUGCUAGAGUCGCCACCCAGGAAGUUGUCCCAGUCCUUCUGGAGCUCCUUGCUAAGCAGGACGAGGACGCGGCUGAUGAUGAGUACAACGUCUCAAGAGCUGCGUACCAGUGUUUGCAACUUUGGGCGCAGACCGUGGGCAGUGCCGUUGUGCCGCCGGUCCUUGCUUUUGUGGAGAAGAACCUACGGUCUGAAGACUGGCAUUUCCGUGAUGCUGCCGUUUCUGCUUUCGGUGCCAUUAUGGAAGGUCCAGAGCUGUCCAUGUUGGAUCCCCUCGUUAAGCAAGCUUUACCUGUUCUCAUUGGCAUGAUGGACGACCAGGUAAUCCAGGUCAAGGAUUCAGCAGCUUACGCACUGGGCCGUAUCUGCGAAGUUACAGCCGAGUCUAUCGACGCAUCCACUCAUCUUCAGCCUUUGAUUGCCUCUCUAUUUGGCGGCUUGUCGAGCCAUCCAAAGAUGGCAUCGUCCUGCUGCUGGGCUCUCAUGAACCUCGCAGAUCGAUUUGCCGGCGAGCCUGGGUGCGAUAGCAACGCACUGUCACCGCAUUUCCAGGCCAGCGUCACUCACAUUCUUCAAGUCACUGAACGACAUGACGCCGAUAAUCAGCUUCGUACUGCCGCUUAUGAAGUCCUCAACGCCUUCGUUACAAAUGCCGCGAACGAUAGCGUAGGAAUUGUCGCCGGCUUGUCCGAUGUCGUUUUGGAACGUCUAGAGAAGACUAUCCAACUCCAAGCUCAGGUGGUUAGUGUUGAGGACAAGUUGACCCUAGAGGAGAUGCAGACAAGUUUGACAAGCGUCGUAAUGGCAAUCGUACAGCGACUAGAGACUGAGAUUAGGCCACAAGCUGACCGAAUCAUGGGAGUUCUGCUUCAACUGCUUUCUUCUCUUGGUGCGAAAUCUAGCGUUCCUGACACCGUGUUUGCGGCUAUUGGAGCACUUGCAAAUGCUCUAGAGGAUGAUUUCAUCAAGUACAUGGACGCUUUCACCCCGUUCCUGUACAACGCCCUCGGCAACCAGGAAGAGCCCGCGUUGUGCUCUAUGGCCAUUGGCCUUGUCAGCGAUAUCACCCGAUCGCUAGGCGAGAAGGUCCAACCGUGGUGCGAUGCAUUUAUGAACUACCUCUUGAACAAUCUCCGGAGCCAACAACUCGGCAAUACGUUCAAGCCGGCUAUUCUCCAGUGCUUCGGCGAUAUCGCACAGGCCAUUGGUGGACACUUCGAAACAUAUCUUCCAGUUGUUGCCCAAGUGCUUCAACAGGCUGCGGGUGUUCCAAUGACCCCAGACAUCAGCUACGAGAUGUUGGACUACGUUGUGUCGCUCAGAGAAGGCAUAAUGGAUGCUUGGGAUGGUGCGAUCGUGGCUAUGAAGAGCAGUGGGAAGACGCAAUUGCUGGCUCCUUGGGUGACGGCCAUCUUUGAGCUCCUACAUACGGUCUACACGGACUCUAGCCGUUCGCAGGCUCUCUUGCGAUCCUCUUUGGGAGUCGUCGGUGACCUUGCCGAUGCUUUCCCUCACGGCGAAUUUGCGGAAUUGUACCGCGCUGACUGGCUGACGGCCAUGGCUAGAGAGGUUCGCGCCAAUCGUGAAUUCCAGCCUCGAACGCAAGACACGGCUCGUUGGGCUCGUGAGCAGAUAAAGCGCCAAAUCGGCGGUAACGCAGGCCAGAUGGCUUGAGUAAUCCAUCCCUCCUCCAUAUCCAUACCCGGCGUCAGGGCCUCAAGUGGCACAGGUUCAGGAAAACCAUAGACAGCGCGAUGAUCAAAUCCAACCUAGUUUCAUGAUCAUCGUGUAAGCUCUGGCAUGUCUAGGAUUUGUCUUACAGACAUAUCAACUUGGUUUUGCUAA
Messenger RNA from Mytilinidion resinicola, 2920 nucleotides. Its product is annotated as importin subunit beta-1. Gene Ontology annotation, biological process: protein import into nucleus. The transcript has 10 exons. The coding region runs from base 128 to 2749 and encodes 873 amino acids. Gene Ontology annotation, cellular component: cytoplasm; nucleus. Lineage: Eukaryota; Fungi; Ascomycota; Dothideomycetes; Mytilinidiales; Mytilinidiaceae. Gene Ontology annotation, molecular function: small GTPase binding; nuclear import signal receptor activity. The record is from RefSeq and is a predicted model, not a curated record.